AUGGUCGACUUAAUUUCUGCUCCAGAUCCACACCAACUUCUUCCGCCUGUCCUGGCCUGUCUUCCGACUGCCUUCGCUUCUGAUCGCCCUCCACCCGCUCUGCUGGACCUCGUAUCCCCCAUUCUUCGACAGCGAUUGCAGCUCAUUACCUCGACGUAUACUUCAUCCUCCGAGAGCUGGCUGCGGCUCCUAUGCUGGGAUCAAGAGAAGGGAAAAGCACUGAAAGAUGUGGUAGAGGGCGGUACAUAUGAACCGCACCCCUCUUCCGGAGAGAUUGAAAUUGGGGAGGUUGGGUCCACCAAAUACAAGCGCUUGGAUCAAGACACACUACGUGCACAGAUCGUGCUUCCAGAAUGGAACUUGAUUGCUGUUUAUCUCUGGUGUGCCGGAAGCGAGGGUGGCGGUGGAUGGAAGCUGGCCGAACUGCUGCCUUGGGACAGUGACCUGGAGCUGGAUCCAUCGUGGUCUCAUUCCAUAGCUGAGGCGAAUGACAGCUCCAGGGACCAUACGGUGUCGGAAGCCAUUCGGGAUCCCGACGCCGGAGAACAAACCCCGGUGGGGGAAGACGACGAUGACGACUACUGGGCACAAUACGACAAGACUCCAGGGCGAACUCCUGCACAGAACAGUUCUCCCACUCCCAACGGUAGUGCCGCCGGUAGGCGAAUUAGUCACUCUGAUCGUGAAUACUAUGCACAGUACAGUAAAGUGCAGCCUGUGAUGGACAGUCAUGACCUGUCUGAAGUGCCCAAUCAGAUUGGAAGUUCAUCAGUACAGGGAGAUAUCCUUGAGAGUAUCAUGCGGCGGCAGUCGGGGAAAAAGGAAGGACCAGGGCCGAUGCAGCGGGAGACUCAGGGGAUGCAGACAGGAGUGGCGGAGAACAUGCUUGUCAAUCACCCACAGCCAUCCCCACCAUCGAGCGCAACCUUGAGCGCUGUGGCACGACUAGAAGAAGGAGCCUGCCAACAAUCAGCAUCGGAGAUCGGCAUACGGCAGCAUAUCAGUACCACUAUGAAAAGUCUGUACAGGCUGGCGAGUAGUGCUGGAAUAGAGCGAGAUGAGUUUGAUCGGAUCAUACACAGGGAGUUGGAAACAAACAGCAUACUUGACACUUAG
Messenger RNA from Endocarpon pusillum Z07020, 1116 nucleotides. RefSeq lists its product as uncharacterized. The record is from RefSeq and is a predicted model, not a curated record. NCBI's taxonomy places the organism in Eukaryota, Fungi, Ascomycota, Eurotiomycetes, Verrucariales, Verrucariaceae. Bases 1 to 1116 code for a protein of 371 amino acids. The transcript has a single exon.